GUCUUACUAGGGUUAGUCACCUUUGGCAUCUAACCUUGAGAGAAAUAACGUUAUGCGUAUUAAAUUGUUGAAAUUAUUAUAAAAUGAAAAGAAUUGUUUUGUUUCGCAAUGGGUCUGCUGUUGAUGGAAAGGUCAUUCUAGUUAAGGGACAGUUGGAUAAUAUUUUGGCUGCUGCUAGUAAGAAACUUGGCUUCACUGCGAAGAAGUUGUUCACUGCUCAGGGAGGACUUAUAGAUGAUGUGGACCUAAUCAGAGAUGAUGAUGUAAUAUAUGUUUCUGAUGGAGAACAGUUUAUCAGUACAGCAGUUCAAUCAAAUGGUUUCCUAGAUUUGCCAAUUCAGAAACAGGACCAAGCAGUGCAAGUAGCAAGAAAAACAUGCAAUAAGUCUGAAUGGGUCACUCUCAAUGUGGGAGGUAUACUGUUCGCCACCACAAGAGGAACAUUAACAAGUACAGACCCAGACAGUAUGUUAGCAAGGAUGUUCUCAAGUGAUGAAGAAUGUGGCUGGAGCAGCAGUGUUGACAGCAGUGGAGCGUAUUUAAUAGACCGCAGUCCACGAUACUUCGAACCAAUUCUCAACUUCCUUAGACAUGGGCGACUCAUCCUCGACAAGAAUAUUAAUCCUGAAGGUGUCUUGGAAGAAGCAAAAUUUUUCGGCAUAACAUCAGUUAUUGAUGAUUUAGAAGAAAUUAUAGAGAGUAGCAAGCCAGCUGACGACAACACAGCAAUAACAAGAAGAGAACUGGUUCUUCGUCUUUUAAGUACACCCACAACAUCUGAACUCCGAUGCCAGGGAGUGAACUUCGCUGGUGCAGACCUGUCAAAGCUGGAUUUACGCUUUGUGAAUUUCAAAUAUUCCAACAUGAGAAAUGCAAAUCUCAGUGGAGCUAAUCUCUCCAACUGUAACUUCGAAAGAGCAGAUCUCACCAAAGCCAAGUUUAAUUCGGCAAACCUACAGUCUGUGAAGAUGCUGUGUGCAAUUCUAGAACAUGCUUCUCUCAAAGGAUGCAACUUCGAGGAUCCUGCAGGAAGUCGUGCCAAUAUGGAAGGUGCAAUUAUGAAGAAUGUGGAUCUUGAAGGCAGUCAUAUGGCUGGAGUUAAUUUACGGGUUGCCAAUUUAAAGAAUGCCAAUCUUCAGAACUGUGCCUUGAGAGGUGCUGACUUGGCUGGUGCCGACCUGGAGAACUGUGAUUUGUCUGGCUGUGAUUUACAAGAAGCGAAUUUAAGAGGUGCCAACCUGAAGGGUGCAGCCUUUGAAUUGAUUGUGAAUCCUCUGCACAUGGCUCAGACGGUCAGAUGACACAGGGACGUGGCCCUCGAGUCGUGAGGGCUGGACAGUCUGUAUUACAAAGUCACAUGGGCACUGUGCUUGGUCAUCUCAGCUUGCAGUGGGAGAUGGUAAUUUAUUUGGCAGGAGUGUUAUAUACACUGUAUAACAUGUACAUCUGUAUAAUGGUCGAUCUAUUGGCUAAGUUAGUAAAAUGUACUUUAAAGAUACAGUUGUCUCUGUAGAUGACAAAGAAACAAAGCAAGCCACCGGAUGUAAUGGAAUAACACUUUUUAUGAAACAAAUGAAUAUACCUUGUUUCAGUUUUAGAUAUAAAAAUACAACAUGAGCUGAUGGAAGGUGACUUGAAUUAAGAUGGAUUUCUAACAAUGUCAACAUCAGAUCAUCACGUGUUGCUUUGUUGGGAUGUGUGUACUUCUGUAAUGUUCUGCAAUAUGAUACAUGGGCUAAAAUUAAUCAAGACUGUAAUCACUGAAAUUUGGCAUUCCAUAGUAAGAAAUAAGAAUUACAACAUAAUGAAGUAAUUUCUUAACUAAAUUACCCACCAAUUUUGCUUAUUCUUCGUACAUUCCAAAAGAAAGGUAUUUUCAGUGUUAAUAAAAAGACUGGAUUUUUAUAAUUAAUCAGGAUAUUUGACUGAGCACAUUGUUUUUUAAGAAUUACAAGUGAAGUGAGAUGUAAUUAACAUUCAAAUAUCUAGUUCUUAGAUUCUAGACAAGAAAAUUAUGUGGUCCCUUUUGAAGAUUUAUAUGAAUGAGUUUUUCAUUCUUGUGUGCCAGUUCAGCAUAAAAUCAUGUGUUGCUAAGCUUCCUGUUGGUAUGUUAUAGAUUUUAGUGUAGUAUAUGUAUGUACAUGUAUACACACGUGCAUGCUUAGUUCACCAUUAGUUUGUUCUAAUUGUAGGUGAAAAAUAUUAGCAAGGCUUAAACAAAAACAUUAUUUACAUAUUAGCAAUACAAGUUCACCUUAUUUUUAGUAUUACCGUUGAUGGAUGUCACAGAAUGUGAAGUAUAAAUGUUAGUUUUUUGACAUGAACACCCUUUUGAAUUUAGAUCUGUAUUACGUUUCUGUCUUUUGUUUUGUUUGUCAAAGAUAUGAAAACAAACUUUACUCACUUGUAUACAGCAAAAGCUGAUAUGAUAUUGGGGGUGGGUUACUAUAUAUUAUCAUACUACUCAACUUUCACUAGGGAUAUACCAUAGGGGUGUAACGAUAUACUUGAACAUUUGGCGAAUGGAACAGCGAUCUGUAUCGUCACUACCUCAGCCGAAUACACAAAUACAUGUACUUGUAUAUAAUGCUAACUGUACAAUUAAUUUUGUAAUUUACAUUAACCAAAAUACAAUACCAAUUCAUUUGUUUUGAUAAUGCUCAGACCUGUUUUGUAUUAGAUCAAGGGCAUAGACCAAUCCUUUUUUAUUCAAUGUAUUGGAGUGGUAUCCUGUGUGUACCUUGAUUUUCCUUCCCUUACGAGUUACAUUCCUAACAUGAGAGUCACAGGUGAGCAUAUUUUGUUAGUGCAUGCAAUGUAACUUCAAUAUACAAGUGUUUAAAUAGGUGAUUAAAGCAAAAUAAAGUAAAAUUCAAAUAAUGGAGGAUGAAUUAACAAGAUUUAAGACGGAGGACCCAUCUGGGUUUACGACUGCACUCUUGCAUAGUGGAAAUAUCACAGUGUGUUUUGUCCUCAUCUAAGCCAUUUAGCCAAACAUCUCUUAUUCAUCCCAGCAUUUCAUUUCAGUUCAACUUAUUUUCAUGCUUAUAUUCAAUUAAGGUUCAAACACGCUGUCCUGGGCACAAACCUCAGCUAUCUGGGCCGUCUGUCCAGGACAGUGGGUUAGUGGUUAAUGAGAGAGAAGAGGGUGCAGUGGUCUUACACCUACCCAUCGAGUCGUUAAAAGAUGCUUUGGGUGGGAGCCGGUACCGGGUUGUGAACCCUGACCUAUCAGCCUCAUGUCUGAUGGAUUAACCACGACACCACCGAUCCCAGCAACAAGUGUUCCAAGCGAGCGUGUGUUCAGCACUGCCGAGGAUGUGGUAACAGCACAGAGAGCAGCAUUUUCCUCUGAAGAUAUGGACAUAUUAGUCUUCCUUAAAAAGAACUGAUUCUGGACUAGACAAUAGACAGAUCCAUGAUUAAUGAGUUUUUAGUUAAAAAAAAAAAUACUGUUCUUCCUUUCUACAAAACCUUUUCACUAUUGUAUUCAUGGACGUGAAUACAUAUUCAUAUCCAUGACCUCAUAUUCGUGAUAUGUACCGAAUUCGCCAGUAUGUGUAUUCGUUACCCCCCUAAUAUACCAAAUAUAUGUCAUGAUAAACAGUUUGUGCGUAUCUUAAAUAUGUAUGCAACAUGUAAUCAGUGAGACUGUGGGUUGGAUGUUCCAUACAUCACCAAAGAAAUGCAUGACAGUUAGAUAUGUCAUUAUCAAAUACAAUAAAUGCACUUUUAAUUUUUAAAUGUUUUUUUCGUAUUUUUAAAUAUCCCUAAUAAACAUGGAGUAGUAUAUUUGGUAUGUAUCCCAAUGCAUGAAUUGAUUCACAUUGGUGCAGCCAUUAUAAUGAUAAUUACGCCAGGGGCAAUUAAUAAUUGGAUUUUUGUUUUUGUAAAUUAUCCAAAUUUAUACAUUAAACCAUUUUAUACUUAGUUUGGCUAAGUAAUGAAAAUAAAAACAUUUGAGUAAAUGUCAUGAAAGAACAUUUUGUACAAGGUCAUUUAAAUGCAGGCGAACUUGUGAAAGAGAACAUGAGAAUAACAUUUGUAUUCCUCAUGCAUAUUCGCAAGUUCAUAUAUUUUUACUAUCUUUUUUAAUUCACAUUCAGACAUGUAUAUAUUGCAAUACAACUUCCCUGAAUGGAUGCAUUGUAUUGUUGACCUCAAAUUAUGAUAUAAUAUUCUAUCUAACAACUGAAAAGAUUUAAUUCAAACAGAAUGGAUGAAACCAAUCUUUACUGAUUCAGGAGUUUAAAAUUUAAAAUUGAGCAUUGAAAUUUCGAUUUGUUCAAUUAGUGCCAUUGCAUUCCAUUAGUUUUUAUGUAAAAGAGUACUACUUUGUGUUGACAGUUUAUACAAGUAUAUUUUGCAAGUUUUAAAGUAUUACAUGUUACAUUUACUAUUAGAAAUGUCAGUAAUUGAAUUAUGUUAUUAUGCUGGUGUUGAUUUAUUUAUGAACUAAUUUAGGAAGCACUUGCGGUUUUCACUUUAUUCGUACUGUAUUUUAUUUAAAGCAUUUACAAUAUUAUAUAUCUUGUUUAAAGCAUUAAUAAACUGGACAGGCCGAUCAAGUGGGAUGGGGGUGGAGGCACAAGCACAUUUUUUGUAUCAUGUAUAGGAAAAAGAAAAAGAAAAGAGUAUAUUUUGGACCUCAAGUUGGGAAGUACAGACUGUCCCACCCCCAAUCCCUGGUUCCAAUGGGCCUGCUGGACGUACAGGUACAUCUUUCCCUAUGUGCAGAAGUUAAUUUUUAACCUUUCAGAAUCUACUUUAUCAUGAAAAUGGAUAAAUCUACUUGCAGUCAUACACAUGUGUAACACUUAGGAUAAAACAUUAGAAUGACUAAAAACAGAUGUGAAUCGUUUUAUUCCAAGAAUUGAAACAGUAGCAUAAUUUUUAAGGUCCAAAUAAAUCACUAUUAGCUAAUAAUAUUUAGGGAGAUACACUAAAUCUCAACAUACACUUGUCCUCUAUAAUACGGUUGACACACCAAACUUUAUACCACAUCAACGUGCAUUGAUCAGGAUAGAAGGGGCGGGAAUAUAGCCCAGUGGUAAAGUGCUCUCUUGAUGUGCAAUCGGUCUGGAUCGAUCCCUGUCGGUGGGCCCAUUGUGUUUUUUCUCGUUCCAGCCAGUGCACCAAGACUUUUAUAUCAAAGGCGGUGGGAUGGGACGGUUUGGAUUUUUCAUUUCAGUUCGAUUUUCUGUUUUUGGUCCACAGUUCGAUUUAUUCACACUUUUCACAAGUAGUACAAAUAUGCUAAUUAUCAUACAUACAUUUUUAUAAAACAUUUUAUUUUUAAUGGUCAUUUGUAAAAUAAUUGUAAUUAUAAAAAUGAUAUCUCUACUAGAAAACAAAAAUUGCAUUUUUACCAUGCCAUGUUAGCGUGUUGGGUCUCAUGUUAGCGUGUUGGGUCUGAGAUACUUCGGCAAUGUGUCCCUCAGGAUUUGAGUUCAGAGGGUUGGCAAAAUAAUUUGGGGGCGAGAAUGCUAGGGAGUCCGGGGAUAGUCUCUCCCAUAUUUUUGUUCUGAACGGUACCUAUGGCCUAUGCAAACAUAUGUUUACGGUAAUCAAAUGCUGUGAUUGGGAUUACCAGCAAGGUGCGGAAAUGUUUAUAAAUGUACCAUUUAAAAAAAAUAAAAAUAAAUAAACAGCUGUUCACAAAUUAGGAAACGAUGCACCAAACUGUGGGCCUAAAACUGCGGUUUUCGGUAACAUUGAAUAAUCGUCCCAUCCUCAAUGAUGCAUAUAAAAGAUCCCUUGUUACUGAAAGAAAAAUGUAGCAGGUUUCUUCUCUAAGACUAUAUAUCAAAAUUUACCAAAUGUUUGACAUCCAAUAGCUGAUGAUUAAUAAAUCAAUGUGCUCUAGUGGCGACGUUAAACAAAACAAACUUUGAUCCGGACAGGAUAUAGGUCGUGACACUACAAAUACUGAUACAAAACUGUAUCAAUCCGUUUUGGUCUCAAUUCACAUACAUAUAUGGAUCGAGUAGCAAGCUUAUGGGUCAGUUUAGUUUUGAAUUCUGGUGUGUGAACAGUACAUUGGUGAAUAUGCUUCAAUUUGGGUCAGUUUAGAUCACAUGGUGAAAACAGUUUUGUUAAAGUUUGUUUUGUUUUGUUUUAUGACACAACUAAAAUAUGUUAAUUUAUUAUUAAUCAUUGGCUAUUGGAUGUGAAAUAUUUGGCAAUUUUUGAGUCUUGGAGGAAAUGCACUACAUUUUUCAUUCUAUGCCAGGGAUCUUUUAUAUGCACUUUUCCAUAGAUGGGACAGUAUAUACCAGUGGUGGAACACUGGUUGGUUCAGUAAACAACACAUCGGCCUAGGAUCAUGCACCACAUGGGACAGUACAUACCAGUCUUUGAUAUACCAGUGGUGGAACACUGGUUGGUUCAGUAAACAACACAUCGGCCUAGGAUCAUGCACCACAUGGGACAGUACAUACCAGUCUUUGAUAUACCAGCGGUGGAACACUGGUUGGUUCAGUAAACAACACAUCCUGCC
Molecule: messenger RNA, 6499 nt
Organism: Gigantopelta aegis
Lineage: Eukaryota; Metazoa; Mollusca; Gastropoda; Neomphalida; Peltospiridae
Product: BTB/POZ domain-containing protein KCTD9-like
Exons: 12
Coding region: 84-1301 (405 amino acids)
Biological process (GO): protein homooligomerization; intracellular signal transduction
Molecular function (GO): protein binding
Source: RefSeq, a predicted model, not a curated record